Scomber scombrus (Atlantic mackerel) is the source of this 1265-nucleotide messenger RNA. It is a transcript of the gene mrpl38, whose product is annotated as mitochondrial ribosomal protein L38. The coding region runs from base 2 to 1162 and encodes 386 amino acids. Gene Ontology annotation, cellular component: mitochondrial large ribosomal subunit. The transcript has 9 exons. NCBI's taxonomy places the organism in Eukaryota, Metazoa, Chordata, Actinopteri, Scombriformes, Scombridae. The record is from RefSeq and is a predicted model, not a curated record.
GAUGGCGUUACGCACGGUUUGCACCUCUGUCCUGAGGAGUGCGACAGAUUUAGGGGUCAACAAUGCGAGGACGUUUGUCACAACAGCAUUCCUCUGUCGACGGGUUGCUCCGUUGGGUCCGAUGCCGAACGAGGAGAUCGACGCCAAGAACCUGAAGUCGUUAGAGAAAUAUCGCAGCUACACUCGAUACUUAAGACAAGCGGAGGAGGCGAUGAACAGCCCGGCUUGGUGGAAAACCUACAGGACCUACGUGGAGAACGCAGAUCCUGAAAAUGGUGCAGAACAAAUGGACAUCGGGCUUCCUUACUGUCGACCCCGUAGGACCAAAGAGGUGAGGGAGAGGAGGCAGGUGCUGAAGGAGAACAAGAAGAACGUCGAGCUGGAGAGGUCUUCUCGUCUGCGCACGUUUAAGAUUCCUCUGGAUCGAGUGCAGGACACCUGGGAGAAGAACAGCGGUCCGUUUCAUGUGAAGAGGUUGGCAGAGCACUACGGGGUCUACAAAGAUCUCUUCCCCAAGGCCCAUUUUCUGCCUCUAGUCUCACUGCGGAUCUCCUACAGUCAGGACAGCAGCGCUCAAGUGCAUUAUGGGAAUCGGCUGACACCAACUGAAGCUGCACCUGCCCCCAAAAUCAGCUUUGAUGCAGAGGAGGGCUCCCUGUGGACCCUUCUGCUCACCUGUCCAGAUGAGCAUCUCCUGGAUAAUGAGGCAGAAUACAUGCACUGGCUAGUGGGGAACAUACCAGGCGGAGCAGUGCAGGCUGGAGAGGAGCUGUGUCACUACCUGCCCCCCUUCCCCGCCAGAGGAACAGGCUUCCACCGCUACAUUUACGUCCUUUUUAAGCAGGAGGGACCAAUCAACUUCCAGGAGGAUGCGAGGCCGUCGCCGUGCCAUUCUCUAGAGGAUCGCACAUUUAAGACUGUGGAUUUCUACAGGAAGCACCAGGACAAUUUGACGCCUGCAGGCCUGUCGUUCUUCCAGUGCCAGUGGGAUGAAUUUGUCACCAACACCUUUCACAACACGCUCAACAUGAGGGAACCAGUGUUUGAGUUCAUCCGGCCUGAGGUGUACCACCCUCCCCAGGUCAAAUUCCCUAAAGGAAAGCCUUUACGCUACCUGGACAGAUACAGAGAUGGAAAGGAGCACACCUACGGCAUCUACUGACGAGGAGACGCACUCACAGAGCUGCACAUAUCUGUAACACAUUGUCUUGCAAAUGUAGAAUCAUGUUCAGCAUAUUUAUGUAAAAAUAAUAAAGAAUUUUUAG